AUGACCAGUUAUUUUAUUUUGGUCGAUAUGAUUGACAAAGAAGCCACGUGCAUUAUACACAUAAAUACAUAUACGCAUACACAAACAUACACCCCCAUACACGCACAUACACACACAUAUACAUGCGUACACACAUACACAAUUACACACAUAUACACACAUAACAUACACGGACACACAUACAUAUAUACACGUACAUGUACAGAUAUACGUCG
Loa loa (African eye worm) is the source of this 215-nucleotide messenger RNA. RefSeq lists its product as hypothetical. The transcript has a single exon. The record is from RefSeq and is a predicted model, not a curated record. The annotation marks the transcript as partial. Lineage: Eukaryota; Metazoa; Nematoda; Chromadorea; Rhabditida; Onchocercidae.